Molecule: messenger RNA, 415 nt
Organism: Hyalella azteca
Lineage: Eukaryota; Metazoa; Arthropoda; Malacostraca; Amphipoda; Hyalellidae
Exons: 4
Coding region: 53-415 (120 amino acids)
Source: RefSeq, a predicted model, not a curated record
UGAAAGGUACGCAGAUCCAGUUGUGAGAUCAUCAACACAUUAACACAUUACCAUGGAAUGUUCUCCAACUGAUGCAACUACGGCACAAAAUGCCAGCGGUUUAAAUGAAGAUUCAACGCAGUCUUUGACUGAGACUACAGGUGCUGCUACCAAUGCCAGCAAAUCAGACGAGAAAGCCAUGCAGAGUUUAAUCGAGGCUGUGAAGAGACGUCGCCGUUCAUCACUAUUCCCCGCCCCCCCAGCAGCGGGGGCUGGGAGCCCCGCAGCCAAGGGGGGCGGUGGCGCCCUGCCAGACCGCAGCACCCGGAGGAGCAUCGGGGGAGCCAGGAGGGAGGUACUAGUAGUAGGAGAAAUGGGGCCUUAUGGCCUAAUGGGCCCCCUGGCGGCUGCCUGGCUGGCAACACCGCAACAAUGA